Prinia subflava (tawny-flanked prinia) is the source of this 1652-nucleotide messenger RNA. It is a transcript of the gene ING4, whose product is annotated as inhibitor of growth family member 4. Bases 159 to 827 code for a protein of 222 amino acids. NCBI's taxonomy places the organism in Eukaryota, Metazoa, Chordata, Aves, Passeriformes, Cisticolidae. Gene Ontology annotation, biological process: regulation of DNA-templated transcription; positive regulation of apoptotic process. The record is from RefSeq and is a predicted model, not a curated record. Gene Ontology annotation, cellular component: nucleus. The transcript is spliced from 9 exons.
GCCGCUGUGUGGGGCCCAAGAUGGCGGCCGGGAUGUACCUGGAGCACUACCUGGACAGAAAGCAUAGAUGAAUUCUAAUACCUGAGAGUCAAAGAGCACCCAUCACAGUCUUCAGUAUUGAGAACCUCCCGUUUGAGUUACAGAGAAACUUCCAGCUCAUGCGAGAUCUGGAUCAGAGGACAGAAGACCUCAAGUCAGAGAUCGAUAAGUUGGCCACGGAGUAUAUCAGCAAUGCACGGACUUUGUCUUCGGAGGAAAAACUGGGGCUCCUCAAGCAGAUCCAGGAGGCCUAUGGGAAGUGCAAGGAAUUUGGGGACGACAAGGUCCAGCUGGCUAUGCAGACCUACGAGAUGGUGGACAAGCACAUCCGGCGGCUGGACACAGACCUGGCUCGCUUUGAAGCAGACCUGAAGGAGAAGCAGAUAGAGUCGAGCGACUACGACAGUUCUUCCAGCAAGGGCAAGAAGAAGGGCCGAGCCCAGAAAGAGAAAAAAGCUGCCCGUGCUCGCUCUAAAGGGAAAAAUUCUGAUGAGGAAGCACCAAAAACUGCCCAAAAGAAAUUGAAACUCGUCCGCACUAGCACAGAAUAUGGGAUGCCUUCAGUCACCUUUGGAAAUGUGCACCCCUCGGAUGUCCUGGAUAUGCCCGUGGACCCCAACGAGCCCACGUACUGCCUGUGCCACCAGGUCUCCUAUGGGGAGAUGAUUGGCUGUGACAACCCAGACUGUUCCAUUGAAUGGUUUCAUUUUGCCUGUGUGGGUCUGACAACAAAACCAAGAGGAAAAUGGUUCUGCCCUCGCUGUUCCCAAGAGAGGAAGAAGAAGUAAAUUCACAUGAGACCUCAGUACUGCUGCAAGAGCUCUCUUCCCCCUGCCAGGGCCUCGUGCCAGUUCCCCCAGCCCUUGGGGCCUUGGCUGAAGGGAAGUCUUGCCCUGUUUGUGGUUUGGGCCAUCCCUGGAAUGGUGUGUACCCUCACGGUGGUUCCUGUGUGUUCUGUGUCCCUGGUUGCUUCUGAGUCCUUAAGGGAGGCCCUCUCUGUGUACUAUUCCAAACAGGUCUCUGAACCUCAAAGGGAAUGAAUGAGGGCACCAGGGUAGCCACCAGAUUCCCAGGGAUUCAGGUAGCCCCUGAUUUUCCUUGGCUUUCCUUCAGCCUCCUCAGAGUUCAUUGCCUAUUCUCUGCUUAGAGAACAAGGCUAUGGGAUGGGGGAAGGAAAGGAGGUAAGUCUUCAGCAUUUUAGAUCAUUCAUUUUCCUGGAUCUUUUUCAGGAGAGAGGGAGUAACCAAGCUACUUCUUAAUCUAGUGGGCUGGUUGAGAGACUGAAAACCUGAUGUGCUCCCUGUCUUUAACCAUUCCACUGCUGGCACUGAGCAGCCUCUUUUGUUGGGGACAGGAGGAGGCAGAGGGAAUGUUUAGAGCUAGCUUUGUCUCUCUUAUUCCUGGGGUAAACCUGCUGGUCUGGGAAGCACACUGUGUGAAGGAGGAAGAAUUUCUGACCACGUGGGGAGAAACAGCUUGGGCCAGUCUUCCGGCUACAAAAUUCUGCCUUCCUCUUGUGUAGUGGUGCUUCUCCAUUAUGUUCAUGGUGGGAAGUCUGGGGAUUCAGAUCCCACUUGUAUAAUACAGAAUUAAAUAAAAUUCAUUGAAACAAA